AUGACUUUCACUGGCACACGUGUUGCGAUUGUAACUGGCGCAGCUCAGGGCAUUGGACGGGCUAUAGCGCUUCGACUUGCGCAAGACGGACUUGAUGUUGUCGUAGCUGACCUGCCUUCCAAGUCUACCCAGCUUGACGACCUUGUAACAGAAAUUGAGGCGAAGGACCGGAAAUCUCUGUCUGUGCCCACCGACGUGUCUGUCGAAGAACAGGUCGAAAAUCUCGUGCGCGUAACAGUUAGCUCCCUUGGAGGACUUGAUGUGAUGGUCGCCAACGCAGGAAUUGCUCCAGUGGGAACAUUGAUGGACACAAACCUCGACGAAUUCAACCGAGCAUGGUCUGUCAACGUCCAAGGCACUCUGCUUUGCUACAGGCAUGCCGCUAAAGUUAUGAUCGAGCAAAAGCGAGGCGGGAGAAUAAUAGGCGCUUGUUCCUUUGCAGGAAAGAAAGGGGCCUACUGUGCGACCAAGGCUGCAGUAAGGUCACUUACUCAAACCGCUGCUACGGAGUUUGGGAAACACGGAAUCACUGUGAAUGCGUAUGCACCAGGGCCUGUUGAUACAUCUCUAACCUCAGGCAUGAUUGGCAAGCUGUCUACAAUGAUCCCAUCCUCGGAUCUUAUGGACGUAACGACUGCAAUGGCCUCCUCCCAACCUCUGUUAGGAAGAACGGGUGUCCCAGAGGACGUUUCGAACUUGGUUUCAUUUAUAGCAUCGAAAGAUUCUGCCUUUAUUACGGGCCAGUCUAUGACCGUUGACGGAGGAAUGUGGUUCGACUAG
Molecule: messenger RNA, 780 nt
Organism: Serpula lacrymans var. lacrymans S7.9
Lineage: Eukaryota; Fungi; Basidiomycota; Agaricomycetes; Boletales; Serpulaceae
Exons: 9
Coding region: 1-780 (259 amino acids)
Molecular function (GO): oxidoreductase activity, acting on the CH-OH group of donors, NAD or NADP as acceptor
Source: RefSeq, a predicted model, not a curated record